Molecule: messenger RNA, 6622 nt
Organism: Mugil cephalus (flathead mullet)
Lineage: Eukaryota; Metazoa; Chordata; Actinopteri; Mugiliformes; Mugilidae
Product: formin-like
Exons: 16
Coding region: 747-4775 (1342 amino acids)
Biological process (GO): actin nucleation
Cellular component (GO): nucleus; cytoplasm; endoplasmic reticulum membrane
Molecular function (GO): microtubule binding
Source: RefSeq, a predicted model, not a curated record
GUAAUCAGACACCUGUGGUUCCUGGCUCUGCAGGUCCCCUCCCAGCAUGGGAGGGACCUGAGGGGAGGUGACUGGGUAAACCAGUGAAACUCUUUUUUUUUCUUCUCCUUUUACAACCUGAGGUGUCAUUCUCACACAGCGGCACACAAGGCUAUCCUGUAAGCUUAGUCAGACACGCACAGGAGGACUCAGACUACAAGCCUCUUGGAUUCCAGACUGUACACCGGCAAACAGAGAAGUAUAACCCAUAUCUUCAUGGAUAAUACCGCUCAGCGUGUCAGAGCAGUUGGAAAUGCUUUUGUGAAAGGCAGGUGAACUCUGUUCUCCUGCUGUCCCAGGGAGAUUACAGCAACAACAUGCUUCCAGCCACUGAACAGCUUGACUUCACUUGCAGUAUCAUGGGAAUUCCGCUCGCAGGGAGGAGACUAAACUUUACCACUGACAACAAACCGUCAGUAGUAUUCUUGUGAUGUUAUGGAAGUAUGGUGUAUCACUGAACAGAAUUACAGGAUAGUUUCGUUGUAGCUGGUUUUCUCUCGGAUAAGGAAAGAGGAGCUUGGGAGAUCUGUCCGUACAAAAGCCUUUUGUUGCCUGCCUAUGGUGGAGGUGGAAUACGAGCAGCUUGGGAUAGCUGACGUGCGGAGAUGAACUCUUUUGUGACAUUUUCAAUGAAAACUGCGCUUGGAUUGCUACCUGUUCGGGUUUGCCUCUUCUUGCUCUCGGUUGGAGUGACACUUUGAACAAAAAUGGAUGGUUUAAGCAGUAACCCGGACGAACAGGGGAAGCAGUUCACCACCUCCCUGGUGAAUGCCUUCAGCAAAGUAUUCACUCGUGAUUGGAAUGACUCUUCAGACGUGAAGUCGGCCGUGCUGACGUCUUUCAAGGAACUGCCAGAUGGAGAGACACCUGUAGCUGACCUCAGUCAAACUGCUGACAGUGAGUUAAAGCUCCAAGGAAGAGGCGACGCAGCUGUUUCCGGUGAUACAAAGCAAAAUGUUGAAUCAUUAGUUGAAGACUCUGACAAAAAAGCAGCCUCAGUUGACCCAGACCUGGUCCUGGUCAGAAGGGUAGAAACAUACAGUGACACAGAAAAUGAUGACGAGGAGGAGGUGGCCCACAGCAGCAACAGUCUGUCAAAGGACCUUGCGAGGACCAAAGAGUCUACCCUACCUGAAGAGGACAAUGACACAGUGAACAAUGAGGAUGGAGAGGGGCUCGAGGUUGCCAAUGAAUCGGAGUACCAAAUGCCUGUGUUUAGAACACACAAAUUUACAGAGAGAUCCCGCGUAGAAGCUAUUUUAUAUUCUGAUAAAUUUGUCAGAAGGAAAGCUCUGGCUUUCAAACCGGAAGAUUGCUUCACUCCCAGGGAGAGUACUCCCACGGUGUCUGUGAUUGUGGAAACGCUUGCUCCUGGAGAGAAUAAUAUGUGGGAUGUAGGAACGGAGGAGAGCGAUGAGUAUGCUGGUAUAGACUGUUCUCAGCCUGUUCCUUCCAUCAUCUCCGGGCAUCUGGCUUCGGAGCCUACGGGCCAUAGCGCUAAUGUGACCUCACCAUUACAGCAGACAGACAAUACCCAGAAGGAAGAGGAGACAAGUGAGCAAAACGCUGAGGCCGACAAGGAGCCUGAGGAGCCUCACUCCGUCCAGACGUCUUCUCUUGUUCCCUCCAGUCCAAAGACUCCUGAAAAAGAGGCAUUAGACACUAGUGGUUUGUCACCUCAGAAACCCUCCUUAUCGUCAUCUGCACCUCAGGAGUCCACAGGUGACAACAAGCCACAUGCCACACAGCACACAACCUCUCCAAAGACACCAGAAACAACAACAACAACACCAACAACACCAGUUUCAUCCAUUGUCACCCCACCUACCCCGCCUACAUCGUCCACUUCAUCCACUUCCAGAGACCCUGCGUUCUCUUCGGCUCCAUCCUUCCAGAUGCCGGCUCUGUUCAGCGGCUUGCGGGUUCUGAAGAAAGGGGCGGUGAGGGAAGACAGGGUGGUGGUGUCAGAGAUCAAGCAGAGCGAAAAGGAUGCCGACCUGGCCCUGCUCAGCCUCAAGAAGACUGUGAACAAAGCCAAGCUCCUUCCCGAGCAGAAAACACCCUCUUCAGUCAAAAAACACGCUCAGCCCAAACCAGUAGCAGAAACGAAAAGCGGCGUAAUGGGACAGCUCAACCAGCUGCUCAACCUAGACAGCCACGACGACGUCAAGAAGUCCGACAAUUUGCAAGUGGCUGAUCCUGCGCCUGGCAAAAAAGUGUCUGACAGCGGGGAAGCCGCUGGAGAGAAGACCCCAGGCGCAGAAACUCCCACAUCCACGCCGGAAAAAAAGAAAACCUCCGACCUGGCAUAUGAAACAUUCAAGAACAUUUUUGGCCCCAAGGUUGUCAAAAAGGACAAUACAGAAAGUGUGGAUGUAGAGGCAGUGAGAAAGAAAAUCAAGAACGACAAAGAAAGCCUGAGGUCCAUUUUUGAGAGAACCUCAAAAUAUGGUACCAAGGAAGUUAAGACUCCCACAGAGACUAUCACCGAGACCACGUCUCCUACAGACAGCGAGGACCGGACCCCUGGGCGUCUGCAGGCCGUGUGGCCCCCGCCCAAACCUAAGGAUGAGGAAGAGAAGGUGGGACUCAAGUACACAGAGGCAGAGCAUCAGGCUGCACUCCUGCAGCUCAAGAGAGAGUGCAAGGAAGAUCUGGAGAGGAUGCAUUCUGACUUUGAGCUUCAGAUCUUCCAGCUGCGAGGUGAGCAUGCAGUCUCAAUAUCACAGCUGGAGGGAGUCAUUGCGAAGAUGCAAAGAGACAAGUGGUACAAGGUGGGCCAGGACUGUGAGCUCCGGGAUGUUGCCGUGUCCACUGCGGAGGACCCACCACCGAAAACCUGCCGCACCGUGGGCAUCCAGACAGACAGGGAGACCUUCAUUAAGAGCCCCGAGGGUGAUGGUGGUGGCAUCGCUCAAAGCCCCACCCAGAACCUGCCUAAGAAACUCAACUUGGACUCUAUCGGACUGAAUCUAAAAGCUGAAAGUUCUUCGGGGACUCCUGGACCACCCCCGCCUCCUCCACCUCCUCCUCCUCCUCCGCCUCCCCCACCUCCACCGCCAGGCCUUUCAGGAGCACCACCACCGCCACCCCCUCCUCCCCCACCUCCCCCUCUUCCAGGCAGCACUGGAGCGCCGCCGCCACCACCUCCGCCUCCUCCUCUGCCUGGAGGUGGCCCGCCACCCCCACCGCCUCCGCCUCCUCCCGGCCUACCUGGAGGUGGCCCGCCUCCUCCUCCCCCUCCUCCAGGCUGCGGCCCCCCUCCACCGCCGCCUAUGGGAGGGUUUAGUCUCAGCCAAAACGUGGAUAAGGCCCCACGGAAACCUACCGUCGAGCCAGCCUGUCCCAUGAAGCCUCUGUACUGGACUAGAAUACAGAUACAGGACAAUAACAACAACACACUAUGGGGUUCUCUGAAGGAGCCAAACAUCGUCAACGCCAAUGAGUUCGAGGAUCUCUUCUCUAAGGCCACGCUGCAGCCGAAGAAGAAGCCGCUGUCGGACACCUAUGAGAAGAAAACCAAAGCGAAAAAGAUUAUCAAGCUGCUCGACGGGAAGCGCUCGCAGGCGGUCGGCAUCCUCAUAUCCAGCCUGCAUCUAGAGAUGAAAGACAUCCAGCAAGCUGUGCUUAAUGUGGACCACUCUGUGGUGGAUUUGGAGACCAUUGAGGCUUUAUAUGAAAAUAGAGCCACCAGUGAAGAGAUGGACAGGAUUAUGAAACAUUAUGAGACUUCCAAAGAGGAUGAGGUCAAGCUGCUGGACAAACCUGAACAGUUUCUCUAUGAGCUCUCCCAGAUUCCAGACUUCGCAGGCCGAGCCCACUGUAUCAUCUUCCAGUCAGUGUUCCUCGACACCAUCUCCUCCAUACGUCGCAAGGUGGAGGUUAUCACCAAUGUCUGCAAAGAUCUGCUAGAGUGUAAGAGUUUGCGGGAUGUAAUGGGUCUAGUUCUGGCCUUUGGGAACUAUAUGAACGGAGGGAACAGGACAAGAGGACAGGCUGAUGGCUUUGGACUGGAGAUCCUCCCCAAGCUUAAGGACGUCAAGAGCAGGGACAAUCGUAUCAACCUGGUGGAUUAUGUGGUUAUAUACUACCUACGAAAUUUUGACAAGGCAAGUUGGUGUUACACUGCAAGCGUUUGCCCCUGUUUAGACUUCUGUUACUCAACACAACUCUCGUUUGUGUCCCGGUUCCAGCAUGCAGGUACAGAGAAGAGUGUGUUCCCGCUACCGGAACCUCAGGACUUCUUCCAGGCCGCUCAGGUCAAGUUUGAAGACCUCACCAAAGACACCAGAAAGCUGAAGAGAGAUCUGAGCGCUUGCGAGAAGAGCAUGCAGAAAGUGUGCAGUAACUCGUUGGACGAGCAUCUCCAGCCCUUUAAGAUGAAGAUGGAGCGCUUCAUCUCUGAAGCUCAAAAGGAGCAUUCUGCCGAAGAGGAGCGGCUCAGUGCAGCGCUGAAACGUUUCCAGGACACGGUGAGCUACUUUGGUGUCAAGCCAAAGUCCGGGGAGAAAGAAGUGACUCCGAACUUCAUCUUCAUGCUCUGGUACGAGUUCUGCAACGACUUCAAGAACACCUGGAUACGGCAGAGCAAGAACAUUUCCAAAGAGAGGCUCAAGGAAGCGCAAGAAAACAUCAAGAAGAUCACAGCGGAGAAGAGGGUCGAGACCAAGAAGAUCAAUGCCAACAGUCUGAAAGAGAGGCUGCGGCAGAAGGAGGCCGGCGUGUCCGCCAUCUGAGUGAGAUGACGAGUGACGGGGCAGAAGAAGAAGAGGAAGUGGGAGCUGGUGGCGGCUAUAGGGAAAGAUCCAUCCCUGCUGUAUCUACCACCUGCCUCUGCAACACCAGGCUACCCUCUCACAAUAAAACCUCAACGGACUCUUAACACUCCAACUGCCGUAUCCCUGCUAAUACUAACAGCACUGGACGUCCCGCCCCACCCAUUCUCUGCACCCCACCACCUUCACGUUGAGGCUUUCUGGUACAACCCCUGCAGCGAGGAUGCAUGGCUGACACAGCCCAAGUGAUGGGAGUCUUAGAGGCCAAAGGUUGACCUCAUUCAUCCAGCAUGGCGUGACCUCUGAGUGCCCAGCUUGUGAAAGGUCUCCAGGGUUCAGCGGGGCUCACAGCAGCGCCAGCUGACACAUCUACGAGGUUCCUCCCGGAUUCUCCAGAAGCCUGCUGAAGAUUUCUCAACUCAAUCGGACGGCACGUGCACCGAUAAACCGCUCCAGCAGCCGUCACUUGCCGUUGCACAAGCAGAUACGGGCUUCCUGGCAGCGUCUGCUGACAGGAAAGCCCCUGCUGACAAAACAGAACUCUCUCUCGAAGCGGUAAGAAAUAUAUACGUGUCCUUCGCUGUAGCAAAUAUCUUUUUAUUCGCCGUGGCUCAUUAAAAGUCUUGUAAAUAUGUCAUGUCAGAAGGACCGUCAGGGACCGCGCAGCUUUGAGGAACACGAUAAACGAGCGGCGCUGGGGGUUCGACGAAAACGCCUCGCGUAUAAAUUGUUUGAGUCGUGUGCCGGUCUAAGAAACGAGUGUUCGGAGGUUGUGGCUGUGUUUUGCGUUGCACUGCACCAGGCUGACCUCUCCUGGGUGUCGGCCAGAGGAGGGAAGAAGCUGGCAGCGAUUGUGGAGCCUCGGCCCCCUCCUCGCAGGUACACAAACUGCAUUUAAAAACAUCAACAGGUUUUGGCCAUCCACGCACGCACUCACUCUCCUACAGUUUAAAAAGAAAAAAAAAGUGGAAGUUAUUAGCCCUUCACUGAGUGCUGUACGUCAGCGUUGUCUCCAGCACACUUUUAAGCACUUUCCUGCUUGCGGUAGCUCUACGUUGUAGCUAUAAAACACACUCCCACCGUCAUGCUACAGUUUAUUUUCAGCCGUCUUGCACUUUUUUGCACCUUUUUUCCUAUGCAAGAGUUUCCCUCAUUGUAAGAUUUAUAAACUGUGUUGCUUCAUGGUUUUUGUUUUUAAGAAAGGGUAUCAAGAUUGUGUAAGAUUUAACCGCACUCCUGUAAAGUCUAUUUGUGUAGGGAGUUAUUUUAUGCCAAAAAAACAGAUCAAAAAAAAAACAUGAGCUGAAUUCUUAUUUUCACGGCUGUAUUUUUCUGAAUUGACUGAGAAGCUGCUCGACGGGUCAGUCAGACGAAAGCCGUAUUUUCAUGUUAAUUGUACGUUGCUCAGAUAUGUUGGAAUUGACCGCUCUGCUUAGUAACGAGGGUUGUAUUUUUGGAUAUUAACAAAUUUAAGAUUAUCACCUCAGGCCAUGUGAGUCAUUAUACCUCAGACAGACUUCCAUUAUCAAAUUAUCCAUAAAACUGCACCUUAAGCUUUCUGUUAACCCUCCAAAGUCUUUCACAUGUGCCAUUUAUUUUGUAUAAAAAAAAAUCUCAUAAAUAUUUCAAAACUGCUAUAUUUUACUUCAGAGGGUUUGAAAAAUAUAUAAACUGACACUGACCAAGGAAUUGUCCUAGCCUCUACUGUAUGUAUGUCGGUUCAUGUAACCUGCAGUAGCUCUUAUGUAGGUGCUCUGUAAUUUUAUGGAAUUGUUUUAAAUUUCAAGAAUAAACUACUGGAUGCCGAA